UCCAUUUCACUCCAUUCUCCAAACACACUCACGCACUAACACACACAGACACACACACCAAUAUUCAUAUAUUCUCUCAGCCCAGCCAGCCAGAAGGCGAAGGGUCCGAUGUUGGGGAAGCGUGCACGGGCACCUAUGAGGAGAACAACAAGCAUGACUGGGAUCACCGUUGAUGUAGGAGCUGGGAACAUGGCCAUGGAUGCACCGGCAUCUUUAGAUCCUCAGAAUCCAAUCACUUCUGGUGAUCAUGGGGUCCCAGAAGGGCAUGUGAUGGUAGGACCAAGUGCAUAUGAUCAUCGUUUAACAGCUCCCAUGUUGUUAUCUCCCAGAUAUUUUAGGAGGGAUCCGUCAGCUGAUCAUCAUCAACCUUUGGAAACAGCUAAUUUCUUGAGAACUUGUGGCUUGUGUAAUCGCCGUUUGGCACCCGGCCGUGACAUAUACAUGUACAGGGGUGAUUCAGCAUUUUGCAGUCAAGAAUGCAGGGAGCAAAGGAUGAAACAAGAUGAAAGAAAAGAAAAGUAUCGCAUGGCAGCCUCAAAGAAAGUUGAAGGUCAUCAUAAUCAGUAUUCUGAGCUUGCUAACUCGGCCUCUGAAUCCUCUAGCAAUAGUGAGACAGUUGCUGCAGCUUGAAAAGUUACUACUUAAAUAGUACAUAUAUUUGAUGAUAAUCGUAUAGAAAAAAAAAGAUUCUACAUUUAAAUGCGAAAAAAAAUUAACUAUGUGUGUUAGAACUAAUGAUGUAGGGGAAAUUAUCUAUGUAUGGCUUGAAUUUUGUCUCUCUUUCUUUUGGGGCAAUGGCCGAUGUUUUCAGGAAAAAGUCUGAAGUCUUAGUUGCUAAUGAGCUAGGUUACUCAUUAGCAAAAGGUAUGAUGCAAGAUUUGUAGAAAAACUGUAUGUAUAAUUUGAGGGAAUGCUUAAUUUUGUUCAAGAAAUUUUCUGUAUUGUAGUU
This is a messenger RNA of Coffea eugenioides, 949 nucleotides long. RefSeq names its product FCS-Like Zinc finger 5-like. The record is from RefSeq and is a predicted model, not a curated record. NCBI's taxonomy places the organism in Eukaryota, Viridiplantae, Streptophyta, Magnoliopsida, Gentianales, Rubiaceae. Bases 109 to 630 code for a protein of 173 amino acids. The transcript has 2 exons.